Pseudozyma flocculosa PF-1 is the source of this 1221-nucleotide messenger RNA. RefSeq lists its product as uncharacterized. The transcript has 5 exons. Gene Ontology annotation, molecular function: nucleic acid binding; RNA-DNA hybrid ribonuclease activity. Lineage: Eukaryota; Fungi; Basidiomycota; Ustilaginomycetes; Ustilaginales; Ustilaginaceae. The record is from RefSeq and is a predicted model, not a curated record. The coding region runs from base 1 to 1221 and encodes 406 amino acids. Gene Ontology annotation, biological process: DNA replication, removal of RNA primer.
AUGGCAAAGUCAAAAGGCGGCUUCUAUGCCGUACAGCGCGGCAAGCAGACGGGCGUCUACACCUCGUGGACAGAGUGCGAGGCAAACGUCCGCGGCUUCAACGGCGCCGUCUUCAAAAAGUUCGACACCCGCCACGAGGCCGAGGCGUUUGUCAAGAGCCACUCGGGCUACCACAAGGGCGCAUCGGCCGACUUUAUCCCACUCCACGACGACACGCCCUCGCAGCCCUCGUCGUCAAAGGACAACAAGAAGCGCCACCGCCAAGAGUCCGUAGCAUCGACAGCCUCGUCGUCCUCGUCUUCGAAACGCGUCAAGGAGGAAAAGAUCAACGCGACCGCCUCAUCGUCAAAGGCCGUCUUUCCUCGGCCGCAGUACUCGGCAGACGGCUCCAAGGUCAAGACGAUCAACGUCUUUGUCGACGGAUCCGGGCUUGGCAAUGGGAAAAAGUCGGCCAGGGCGGGCUGGGGCGUCUACUGGGAGGAUCAGAGCCUGCACGGUCUCAACGAGGCCAGGCGGGUGCCAGGUCCCAUCCAGACCAACAAUCGCGGAGAGCUCAUGGCGAUGAUCCGGGCCAUCCAGCUGUGUCCAGACCCAGAGGCUCAGCUGGUCAUCCACACCGACAGCCAGUACUCUAUGGACUGCGUGGAGAAGUGGAUUUCGGGCUGGCGCAAGAGGGGCUGGAUCAACUCGAUGGGCACCGACGUCAUGAACCGCGACCUGGUCCGGCGCCUGGACCGCGAGAUGGCGUCGUGCAAGCUGCGCCCCAAGCUGGUCAAGGUGCUGGCGCACUCGGGCAUCCACGGCAACGAGAUGGCCGACAAGCUGGCCAAGCACGGCGCGUCGCUGCCCGCCGAGAUGGGAGAGGACCUCGAGCCGCCACCCUCUGACGAGGAGAACGGCAGGGCGCCUGCCAGGGCGUCUAGAGCGAUGGCUCCGGCAAAGCGCGAGGUGUGGACGACGACGACGACGAUGGCUGUCCCCGCGGCUAAAGUCGUCCCAAUACCGCCGGCGUUCAAGAGGGCGGGUCAGGAUGGGGCGUCGAAGCCGGUCAAGGCUGAGAAGGUCAAGACGGAGCGGCUCGACGGUGCCAUGCCCAGCUCGUCGCAGACCACCUCCUACACGAGGGCUGAAGAGGUGGACCCUUCGGACGAGCUCGACGGGCUCGAUGAAGAUGCAUUCAUGUCGCCGGAGGAGCUCAAGGAGCUGGAAGGCGGUCGAUGA